AUGUCUACCACGCUCAAGAGUCAUAACAUCCCUCUCAGUCUCCCUGAAGGACUUUCAGAACAGCAGCUCACUACAUUCAAGCCAUUCACGAAAUGGGUUGACACACUCACAAACUCACUCCGUCUUCAAUCCGAUGAAUCUCACCCCUUCCACAAAGACCCCUAUGCUCUGCGCUCAGUCACAAUCCAAUCCUACGAUCUCUUCGGCGCCAAACGCAUCGGCUUCAUAAAGCUCACAGCAACCGUCUCCAACGACUCAGGCGAAACCCUCCCAGCAGCCGCUCUCCUCCGCGGUCCCAGCGUAGCAAUGCUCUUCAUGCUCAUCCCCUCCGACGUCCCCCCCUCAUCAUCAGAGCGCUACGUCGUCCUCACAGUACAACCCCGCGUUCCCGCCGGCAGCCUCAGCUUCACAGAACUACCAGCGGGCAUGGUGGACGACGCAGGUAGUUUCGCCGGAGCAGCAGCGCAAGAGAUCAAGGAAGAGCUGGGCGUCACGAUAAAGGAGGAAGAGCUUACGAAUUUAAGUGAACUUGCUACUGCUGAGGAUAGCGAAGAUAUUGCGAGGGCUAUGAGAUGA
This is a messenger RNA of Fusarium musae, 576 nucleotides long. RefSeq lists its product as uncharacterized. Gene Ontology annotation, biological process: nucleoside phosphate metabolic process; ribose phosphate metabolic process. The record is from RefSeq and is a predicted model, not a curated record. Lineage: Eukaryota; Fungi; Ascomycota; Sordariomycetes; Hypocreales; Nectriaceae. Bases 1 to 576 code for a protein of 191 amino acids. Gene Ontology annotation, molecular function: ADP-ribose pyrophosphatase activity; ADP-glucose pyrophosphatase activity. The transcript is spliced from 3 exons.